This is a messenger RNA of Saccostrea echinata, 2546 nucleotides long. RefSeq names its product prominin-1-A-like. The coding region runs from base 30 to 2333 and encodes 767 amino acids. The record is from RefSeq and is a predicted model, not a curated record. The transcript has 25 exons. NCBI's taxonomy places the organism in Eukaryota, Metazoa, Mollusca, Bivalvia, Ostreida, Ostreidae. Gene Ontology annotation, cellular component: membrane.
GGGCAGUUUAAACAUGGUCUAACCAGAAGAUGAAAUUGUGUGCUUUCUUAUUCGGUUUCUGCAUCUGGAUUGUGUGUUAUUGCACACAAGUGGCGGGAAAUGGAGGAUUCACCCUCGCGCCAAGUCCCUCCUCACCUGACUACAAGGCCGAUGAAGCUAAAUAUGAGGAUGGGGGAAUGGCACCUCUUUUUAACUUCGCCCGGAAAUUUAUAAAUAUGUGUUUAUCUGAUAUCAAAGAUGUGAUACAAGUUAUCAAAGAUGCUAUAAAAGGUAAUAUUGGUCAAAAUGUAGAGGAUAUUCUCCACAUGGUAAGGGACAACUUCCUGGGAUUCUCCAUCUCUGUGGUUGUAGGACUUUUGUUCAUUGUCAUCUUCCCGAUCGUGGGUUGCUGUUUCUGUUGCUGUAGACUGGGUUGCAAGGCGUGUUGUGCACAACCAGAGGAAGAAGACCCUAAUGUGUCCUGCAAAAAAGCUAUUUAUGGAACUAUCCUCUUCGUUUUUGUGGCGUUUACGGCAGCUGGUAAUAUCUGCGUAUAUGUAUCAAACGACAGAAUUUCGUUGGCCCUGACAGAAAUCGUAGACAAUGUAGACACAAAUCUUGACGACUUAAAGUUGUUCAUGGACCACACAACAAAGCAAAUAGAUUUAAUCCGGACAAAUUUCCAAGCAGCAAAGAACGAAAUCGACAAAAAACUGGACACAACAAAACUUUCUGAGGCUUUACAGAACAAGGCCGUAUCACUUUUGACAGGGGGCGCUGUACAGGAUCUCCAGACAGAUAUAGACCAUCUAACUUCUGCCAUAAACAACAUCAACAGCGGAACACAAUCAUUUCGGACAGCAUGCCAAGCACUAUCACCAACAUGUUCUGUGCCUACGCCAUCGCUACCAACAGUUCCAAAUAUCAAUAUAGCUGGAAAGGCCACAGCGAGUAUAAAAUCAACAAUAGACAAUGCUUUAAGUGGAUCAACUGCAACAAUGAACCAAGCAAAAACACAAUUAGACAACGCUAACACUGAGAUCGACGACUUGGUGACGAACACAAAGAAUGCUAUACAAAAGGGUGAUGCAGUUAAUAUUAAGGGAACAAAAGAAAUGGUGAAGGAUCACUCUGAUUUUAUAAAACCAUAUGAUAAAUACAGAUGGUAUGCUGGAAUUGGAUGUGCUGGAGUUGUCUCCCUUAUACUAGCUCUCUACUGUUGUGGAUUGUGCUGUGGGUGUUGUGGAGGGAGGUCUGUAAAUGACCCUCUGGAGAAAGGCUGUGUGUCUAACUGCGCAGGACGUCUUAUGAUAGGGUCUUUAGUUUUUAUAUUUGUCUUCUGCCCGCUGCUGAUGUUAAUAACUACGACACUUUACAUUCCUGGAGCACUCCUAGAAAGAUACAUUUGCCAGCCACUGACGGAUCCAAAACUGGAGCUAAUAGACGAACUCAUCGACGGAUUUGAAUACAGUCUAGAGGGUGUUUUGAAACAUGAACAAGGACAUGAAAUGGAUCUUAAAACCUUCUUCGGAAACUGUCAGAAAAACCAGGCAAUCUACAAGGCAUUAGAUAUAGAACAUUUGACAUUGUUUAAUUUCAAGUUUUCUACUCUUGAACAAAAAGUGCAGGAUAUCAUAAAUGAAAUGAGAAACAAGGGAUCCUCAGGGAUGGGGGAUAUGCUGACAAAUACAUCAAAAUAUGGCUCUGCAAAUUUACUGCCUACAGACCUGAAGACAAAUUUAGACAACGUAAAAAGUCAGAUGCAGAGUUUCGAUCUAAGUGUUUUUGAUGCAGCUCUGAAAAACAUGGAAAAUCUAGUCUCAACUUUGGAAAUUUCUAAUUCGGGUACGUCGCAACUUAAAGACAUGAAAAAGGCAAUGGAAGACAUGAAAACAGCAAAGGUGGAACUGUCCAAACAAAAAUCAAACAUCCCGUCUGCUGUAGACAAUGUAAAAAAGGAACUUAAUAAUGCAACGGCAGUUAUGAAGAGGGACGGAAUGAAAAAUAUUGCACAAUCAUUUAUUAAUGAAACAGUAAACAUCGCUGAUAUAUAUUUCAAAGAUGUCAAAAACAAGGUACACAAUGAAAUAGGUCGCUGUCAGCCUCUGUGGAAUCUCUACAACUCUAUCAUUAAAAUAUCGCUUUGUGAAUACAUUGUGGACGCCUUUAAUGGAUUCUGGUUUUCCAUUGGCUGGUGUAUAUUCUUCUUACUUCCGGCGGCAGUUAUAGGAACGAAACUCUCCAAUUUCCUGCGAGAUGUGGAGUAUGUCUACGACAAUAAACAUGAUGCAGAGAGUGGAAAGACCAAACGCACAAAAAGGAAUCAAGUAGGACACAAAGAUGAUGAAGAGUAGAUCAUCAAAUUCUGAGGUUAUUAGACUUCUAAAUUUAGAAACAUGUCUAUUUGACACCACUGGUCUUUUAAUUUAUGAAAAAUCGGGUUAUUUUUCAUAACUUCAUGACUUUAUCAAAGGGAUUUUGUUUUUGUUUAAAGAGUAAUAAAUUCUGUAAUUUUCUUUAAAUGUGGCAAAUGAUUAUAAUAUAUCUAUUUUUGUCAAUUAUAUUUU